CAUGCAUAUCUGAAGGAGUAUCUUGCUUUGUGCUCGUUCUCGUAGAAAGUUCUCAUUGAGUAAGAAAAUUACACGAUCCGAAAAAGUUUUCAUAUUGAAUUUUAGAAUCUCUGGUCUAUACGAAGCGAAGAAUACGGAGAUCCAUCGAGCAAAAUCGCGGCGAUUUAUCUUGGAAUCUGGAAUAAGCUGCUGUAUGGAAAUUUGCUAGAUUGUCACGGCGAAGAUGUUUCUUGGUCCCAAUAUUCGGAAGUUCGUGCAACUUGGCGAGCAGUUCAGUUUUCCUAUGUAUGAUAAAGUGGAUUUAGAUACUUGGGAAACUGAUAGAUUAAAGAGCCACUGGAGGUUGUGCCGUAAGCGAGUGGAGAAGCUAAAUAGGGACUGGGUAGCUUUGGGUGGGGACUUGGAUGGGGUGGAAUCAUUAGGGGAAGAGCUCCCAGAGAGCUCUAGCGAGGACUCCAUGGAGGAGGGUGUGGGAGGAGAGGUGGAGCAGGCAAAGAAGAAGCUGAUACGGGAAAAGAAGAAACUUAGAGAGCAAGAGCUACAGAUAAUCAAAGACUCUUCGCCCGUCGCCUUCUUUAACAGAAAGCGCAAGCGGGUUAGCUCCAGGGGUGGCAUACAGUUACAGGCUAGAAUUGAGGUGGAAGCAAAGCUCGCGGAGGACAUUGUGCGAAUGAAUCAACAAGGAGAGAAGCCAUGGGAGCCGCAAGCCAUUCAGAGGGAAUUCAUUGAGCGCAUGGCCGAAGCUGGUUGUAGUGAGUACUAUGGUUGCAAGCAUGGCGUGGGGCACAAACAUACAGACAAAUGGCUUAGAACUUUCCGAGCCAGGCACAACAUGAAACGCACCACAAACAUCCACCUCAGUUCUGUACGUUCAGAAGCGCAACUAAGGGAGGAGAUAUAUCUGACAUGGGGGAGAUGGUUGCGAUACCUAGAGUUGGUCGAGAUGAAAAUCAACGAGAUCGAAAGGCACACAGGUCAGCGGCCGCUGCUCAUUAGAUGCAAUAUGGACGAGACUUUCCUAAGGUCACAUGCCCAGGCGCGUGCUGUCAUCAUACCGAAGAAGGACGCGCGGCGCGUCUCGCGUGAUUGGAAUGGAGCACGAAAAACAACAAAAGAGGGGGUCACAGUUACGCCCGUGCUUGCUCGUCUAUGUUGCUGCUUCCUUUUUGUGUGAGUUUUGCUCUUAGAUUAUUCAGGAAAAUCGUGCCAAGGUAGCAACGUCGACGAGCAAGGUUCCACGCUAAUAGUUGAGUUUUCUUCGUGACUGAUACUCCACUCCUGCAGCUGAAGCCAACGAUCAUAUUUAAAAAGCAGAAUCCAAACAUGGCGACAAAGAUAGAGGUGGAAGCUGUUUGGGGUGGUGAUGCGUACAUAGAAAAGCACGGGAAUUCCAAAGGGACGCACAUGGUGGACUCGAGUAUGAUGAGGAAAAUAGUCAAGAGAGUCAUAGAAGAGAAGAAAGCUCGCGAACAAACGCUGCAGAGAACCAUACUGCUCUUGUGGAUUUUGGAUGAUCUUGGCGCGCAUAGGCUGGACGAUACACUCAGAGAGGAAGAGUUGGAAGACAAGCAGCACAUUUUAACUUUCGUGCUGCAACCAGAGACAGGGAGCAAACUGCAGCCACUAGAUACGCAAGGAAUACUCAGCUCUUACGAAUAGCUUUCUGUGUCGUUUGGUUCUCUUCUUGUGUUCUUACGAACACGAGGAGAGAAAAGAAGCACACGGAGAGCCUAUUUCUAAUCCAUCAUCAAACUCGGACAAAGCCAGGAACAGGAGGAGUAUUAUUCUUUGAUCAAUCCACUGUUCAAGGAGUACACGAUGAAAAAACUUGCAUACUUUUCCAAGGAUGCGACUUUUGACAAGCUAGGUUUUGUAUUGCGCCCCGACGCUUUUGCUCCACUUCAGUCCGAAUUGGAGAAAUUUUUAUCCCGAAGGGAGUAA
This is a messenger RNA of Amoebophrya sp. A25, 1941 nucleotides long. NCBI's taxonomy places the organism in Eukaryota, Dinophyceae, Syndiniales, Amoebophryaceae. The record is from the annotation of a GenBank genome assembly.